This is a messenger RNA of Aspergillus heteromorphus CBS 117.55, 1904 nucleotides long. RefSeq names its product WD40 repeat domain-containing protein. The transcript has a single exon. The record is from RefSeq and is a predicted model, not a curated record. Lineage: Eukaryota; Fungi; Ascomycota; Eurotiomycetes; Eurotiales; Aspergillaceae. Gene Ontology annotation, biological process: mRNA splicing, via spliceosome. Bases 206 to 1564 code for a protein of 452 amino acids. Gene Ontology annotation, cellular component: Prp19 complex; precatalytic spliceosome; catalytic step 2 spliceosome. Gene Ontology annotation, molecular function: protein binding.
AUCCGGCAGUCGGAAUUCAACCCCUCCACCACUUCACCCCUCGCCUGUCACCCUGCUGCACUCCAUACUUCGCAUGACACACAGGCAUACUCUCGACUAAAAAACCAUUGCUCCCUGCGCCUGGGGCCCAGGACGCGCCAACGACACGUGCCGCAGCCAGCAGCUCCAUCUCCAGAAACGUCGGAACACGCCUUAACCCAUCACCAUGGACGUCAUCCCCUCUACAACUCCAGAUGAAGCCGUGCGCCUGUCGGCCAAGCGCACGGCCGAGCUUUUCGGCUCCGACUACCUCAUGGUCACCCCCUCCGUCGCGAACGGCUCCAUCGGCCUCUCCUACCGCCGCCAAGCAGAAUACUCAGACGUGAAGGAACUCCCCCCAGCUCUCGCCGAAAAGCAAGCCGCGGCCGCGGUCGCCGGACGCGCCAAACGCCCCAAGAUCCAACCCCAGUCCAAAGCCGCCGACGGCAGCGGCGCCUCCAUGGCCCUGGUCAAGAAGGCCCCUGGCCCGAAAGCUGGCGGCAUUGGCGGUGAAAAUGAACCGAAGAGUCUCAUCCAACGCCCCUCGGCGACGAAGCAACAAAGGCCGGACUGGCACGCGCCGUGGAAGCUCAUGCGGGUUAUCUCCGGCCAUCUGGGUUGGGUGCGCAGCUUGGCCGUCGAGCCGAACAACGAGUGGUUCGCCAGUGGUGCAGGCGAUCGGACCAUCAAGAUCUGGAAUCUGGCGACAGGCGCGCUCCGUCUCACCCUCACGGGUCACAUUUCCACCGUCCGCGGCCUAGCCGUGUCUCCCCGACAUCCCUACCUCUUCUCCUGCGGCGAGGACAAAAUGGUCAAGUGCUGGGAUUUGGAAACGAACAAAGUCAUCCGCCACUACCACGGUCACCUCAGCGGCGUGUACACCCUUGCUCUUCACCCUCGUUUGGACCUCCUCGUCACAGGUGGUCGCGACGGUGUCGCCCGUGUCUGGGACAUGCGGACACGGAGCAACGUCCACGUCCUCAGCGGUCACCAAGGCACCGUCGCGGACGUGAAAUGCCAGGAAGCCGACCCGCAGAUUAUCACCGGUUCCCUCGAUGCCACAGUCCGACUAUGGGAUCUGGCCGCCGGAAAGUCCAUGGGUGUACUCACGCACCACAAGAAGGGCAUCCGGAACCUCGCGACGCACCCGCGCGAAUUCACCUUCGCCUCCGCCAGCACAGGAUCUAUUAAGCAAUGGAAAUGCCCCGAGGGCGAUUUCAUGCAGAAUUUCGAAGGCCACAACGCCAUCAUCAACACCCUCGCUGUGAACGAGGACAACGUUCUCUUCUCCGGAGGCGACAACGGCUCCAUGUGCUUCUGGGACUGGAAGACCGGGUACCGGUUCCAGAACAUCGAAUCUACCGCCCAGCCCGGAUCCCUGGAGGCCGAAGCGGGCAUCAUGGCGUCGACGUUCGAUCGCACCGGCUUGCGUCUCAUCACCGGUGAGGCCGACAAGACCAUCAAGGUCUGGAAGCAAGAUGACGAAGCCACGGAGGAAUCGCAUCCCGUCACCUGGGCGCCCACGCUGGGGAGACAGAGAUAUUAGUUCUUUUAUAUAUCUUCCUGUCUUUCUGUUUAUUCGCGCGUGCGCGCGCGUGUGUGGUGAACAUACUUCACCUUGAAAUACCCCACCUUGCCUCAUUUCCUCCUCCUCUUCUUCUUAUCUUUUUUCUUUUCUUUCUUAGACUGUGUCUGGAUCUUCGUUCAGGGGCCGGACGGACCGACGGGUUAUGUAUCUCAUGCAAUAUACGGAGUUUAGCGUUGAGUUGGUUGUGUGUCUGUCUGUGUUGACUGGUUUGGGUAUUAUUACGUUCGUUCGGGGGGUUCACUUCACAAAAGGAUUUACUAUGUUGUCGUCGGGGCUUUUCAGAUGUAUCAUAUCAUAU